Molecule: messenger RNA, 1635 nt
Organism: Symbiodinium natans
Lineage: Eukaryota; Dinophyceae; Suessiales; Symbiodiniaceae
Source: the annotation of a GenBank genome assembly
AUGCCAAAGGUAGAGGGUGAUGGCUGCCUCGGUGCGUGUGUUGAAGGUGACCCGUCAUCUAUCCAGACGCACGAGUCCUACAAAUAUGUUGGAGAAUACCAAGGGGAGUACACCACAAACACAGAGCACGUGUACGUGGGCAACGGACGUGGUGACUGGGAACGCGAGGUGCGAACCACCUACGCUGGUUGGAAAGUGCGUUGGUACUGCAUGGCUCUCCUGGGAGCACUGCUGUUCAUCGCACUUGGUUGGCUGCUGUGGUGGCUUUGGCUCCGUAUACCGAGCCAGGACCAGGGCCACGACCAGGUAGAGACCUUGAACUGCUACGAGGGAUACCAUGACUGGGAGACGCUGUGGGAUGCGCAAAAGCAAGCUGCCUGCUGCGAUCGCUAUGGUCGCGCAUGCCCUCAUUUCCACGUCGAGCACGAUGUCAUCCACCAGCAGGUGCCUUAUCCAGUUUCGUCACCCCCACACUACCACUACGUUCCGGUCCCCAUGCCUUCUCCACCGCAUGUCGUCUACAAGACCCAUUACGUGCACAUUCCGGCGCCGGCUCCACCACCGAUGCCGCCGAUGCCACCGCCAGCACCUGUGCAUCACUUUGCGUACAACUGCCGUGCCGGGUACUCGAACUGGUACUUCGGAUGGUCGCACCACAAGAAGGUGUGGUGCUGCCACCACACAAAUCGCGGCUGCCCUGGAACCUGGCAUGGCAGCUACCACCUGCACAUGCACGUGAUGCACGGGGUCGGCCAUGCCCACGGGCGCAUCUACGACUGCGCGGCCGGAUUCUCCAACUGGAUGCAAGGUUGGUCCGACUCCAAGAAGGACUGGUGCUGCAGCCACGAGCACAAGGGCUGCGUCAAGUACCACUGCACCGGGCAUGCUGGCCAGUGGGACACGGCGAAGUCGGCGUGGUGCUGCGCGCACUUCCAGAAGGGCUGCCCGCAGACCACGCUGUCUCCACUGAAGUGCGAGACCCCUUGUGAGAUCCAAGGAGAGACGGAGACGUGCAUGAACCGCAUCAAGUGGACCAAAGACAACGUGUUCGGAGACAAGGACAACAAGUGCGCUUUGGCCUACAGCAAGGUCCAGGUGGAGUGCGACGUGUGCCGAUCCUGCUCCAUCCAGGAUGCGGGCUGCGGCACUCCGCAAGGCGCGGGCUCGCUCCCCUUCGACUGCGAAGCGGCCAUCAACAACUUCUUCCGCGCCUGGUCUCCAGAGAAGAAGCACUGGUGCUGCACCAAGCAGGGCAAGGGCUGCGAGGGCCACAGCCCCCCCAGCGUGGAUGCGGGCUACGGCAUGGUCUGGAAGCACGUUCAGGUGAACGGCUACUGGACGUGGGUGGCUGUGCAUGGGCACGGCCAUUUCAGCAUGCCCUACGACUGCCAUGCUGGCCUCGCCAACUGGCACACUGGCUGGUCUGUUGGCAAGAAGGUGGACACUGGGUCCAAGUUGGCAUGCAAGGGCACCUGCCCUUCGACUGCCUGGCCCCUCGCCUCAGAACUGCUCAGUGGCAUCUUUGUGUUGGUGUUGGGCAUGGCCGGCGUCUCCAACUGGCGCGCAGGCUGGUCACAGCCCAAGAAGGCGGCACCCUUGCUUGCCCUGGCGCUUCCCCCGUACUGUCCAGCAUGA